Eufriesea mexicana is the source of this 1182-nucleotide messenger RNA. Its product is annotated as L-galactose dehydrogenase. The transcript is spliced from 8 exons. The record is from RefSeq and is a predicted model, not a curated record. NCBI's taxonomy places the organism in Eukaryota, Metazoa, Arthropoda, Insecta, Hymenoptera, Apidae. Bases 142 to 1173 code for a protein of 343 amino acids. Gene Ontology annotation, cellular component: cytosol. Gene Ontology annotation, molecular function: L-galactose dehydrogenase activity.
UAUUUGAUUUGUGAAUUGCUGAACAGAAGAUUUUUUCAUUCUUAAAAUUUCUUCGAACGCGAAUUGACAAAAUAAUUUUCAUUUCUUUCUAUGUAAAUUUAAUAAGUAAAUUACAAUUGCACGCUGUAACAAAAUAUAAAAAUGUUACCAGCUACAUAUGUCGAGGGUUUUCAUGACUUGGAAGCCGUGAAAAAAAUGGAAUAUAGACCUCUCGGUAAAACCGGAUUAAUGGUCAGUAAAUUAUCGUUUGGUGGCGGACCGCUUGGCGUCCAUUAUGGAACAUACGAUGAAGAUAAAGCAAUUGAAGCGAUACGACACGGAAUAAAACAGGGAAUUAAUUACAUUGAUACCGCGCCAUGGUACGGUCAAGGACACUCUGAACUUGUCAUUGGAAAAGCCCUGCAAGGUAUUCCACGCAAAGCGUACUAUAUAGCUACAAAAGUCGGACGAUAUGAAUUAAAUUAUGAAAAUAUGUUCAAUUUCUCGAAAGAGAAGACUAGAAGUAGCUUUACCAAGAGUUUAAAACUUUUAGGUUUGAAUUACGUGGACGUUAUACAAGUUCAUGAUAUCGAAUUUGCUCCGAAUCUAGACAUAGUAAUUACACAAACCUUACCGGAAUUAUCAAAACAAGUUGCGGACGGCAAAGCAAAGUACAUUGGUAUUACCGGAUACCCGGUGUCCAUCUUAAAGGAAUGUAUCGAGAAAAGUAACAUUAAUAUUUCAUGCAUAUUGAGUUAUACAAGAUAUACGUUAAUCGAUAAUACUUUGCUUGAAUAUAUUCCAUUCUUCAAGAAACAUAAUAUUGGUAUAAUUAAUGCCUCUGCACCAUGUAUGGGUCUUUUAACUAAUAAGGGUCCACCGGAUUGGCAUCCCAGUUCAGAACAAACAAAGAAAAUAUGUGCAGAUGCUGCUGCAUGUUGUAAGGAUCAUGAUAUCGAAUUAGCUAAAUUAGCAUUAUGGUAUUCUAUGCAGUGCAAAGAUAUUGCUACAUAUUUAGUUGGAAUUCAAAAUAUAAAAGAACUGAAUAUGAAUCUUGAUGUAAUUAAAAAUGGCAUUACAGAGAAAGAGAAAAUUUUACUCGGAGAAAUUCAAGAAAAGUAUUUAUGUAAAAUAACAGAGAAACAUUGGGAAGACAAAGAACUUCAAAUAUAUUGGGAAUAUAUGAAAAAGUGAAAAAUAUAU